AUGGACCAUACGGAGCUUUGGAAACACCGUGUGUGGAUUUAUCUGCCCCGGGGGGAUUUUCCUCUGCAAGGCUAUGUCGACUUAUCGGAAGAAGCCAUUUCACACGAAGAGCAAGAGCCCUUUCCGAAAGACGAAUCCCCAUAUUUUAGUCCUCAAAGCCUCCCUGGCGUAUUUCCAGGACAGGAGAAAUUUUGCUCGCCAUUGUCGGCAAAUCAGACAAUUGCUACCAGUGUCAACAGUCUGCUCAUAUCGUCGAAUUUGGUCCAGCUCUAUCAUGACGUCUUCGAGCACAAUCUCUCUUGUUGGCUCACAGAAAGCACUUGUCCAUAUCUACUACACGGCUCUCAAACAAAUCUCCAAGUCCGAGCAAAUACCCAGAGUUAUACGGAGCAAACGAAUGCUCAAUCAACCUACAACAGAAUUUACCGGCGAACGGUGGAGCUGGACAAGGCAGCUUUAGCUGCAGGGGUAAUAUCUCUGACUCCUCUACAAGACCAAGCAGCGUCCGAGGCUCUUAAUCUUGCCGUAUUGGCGUUUUCUGCGCAGUGGGCUCAGGGAAGCCAAAGGGCACGGGCUGACUUCGCUUCCUCACUUCGACAGAGCAAUGACUAUAGAUCAAAAACGCCCGAAUUUGAUGAAACACUUCAGCGACAGCUUUGGGAGACGGCAAAAGCUGCUUUGGAGCGCACAGCAUAUCUGGAGUCCUACAGGGUCGCAUAUGCGGAGGUCAUAUUCGCCUUGACCCAGCGGAGUUGGGACGAUGGCUCGAAAGUCAACGUUCAUGAGCUACCUACCAGUGGCGCGGUGAAAUCCAGGAUCAAUGAAAUCAUAGCCCAAGAGGGCCCUCCGAUCUAUAUGGAGAGAGCAGCCCGCAAAAUUCACAUCCUUGAAAGCCGAAUUGACACCGCUCUUGGCAAGGCGAAGUCACACUACGCAAAGGCCAACACCAAGAGUAUCAUCGAGCUUAACAUGCGGCAUCAUGGAACGCUGAGGCUUCUCCAUUGGCUUGUUGUUAUGGUUGAUACUGUAUCAUCCUCAAUGUACGAGCGACCGCUGGUUAUCUCCGAUGAGGAGAUCCAAUUCUGUCCAUCAGAUCAACCGAACGAAUGUGCAACGAGCGAAGUUCGUCGACUCCGCGAAAAUGCACUGGGCAUCCAAAACUUCAUUCGCGAUAACCUCUCUGACCCUGCUUACCUUCCUCAAUGGCCUUGCUCUUUUGCCGAGGCAUCGUAUGCAGUAGCUCAAGCAGCUCAAGUCAAAGUGUUGCUCUUUCGACAAGUAUCAUGCCUCCAGCGCUAUAUCCGCCAAGGAAGACCCCGCGGUGACAUUGAUUCUCUAGUUCAGACCGCCAUCAAAAUCCGUUCCUUCUGGCAGUCCACCUACGGCUGCUUUUUCAUGCAGCUAUCAGAGAAUAUCGACAGCGUCCCGCAACGGAUUCAAAACUGGUAUCUCUGUAUUGGAGCACAUUGGAAUCUUGCAGUCCUCAUUUUAGCAGACUUGCUUGAAACCAUAGCAUCAAGCGAGCUUACCCCUGAACGAGAUAUGCAGGCUAGUCGUCUCAAGCUUUCCUCGCAAUUUCGGAAAACCGCUUCCGAAGAACUUGCCUAUCUUGCCUACGUGGCUACACCAGAUCAUGACCCCCGCGCCAACCCGCAGCUGUCAGAGUUCCACCACGCAUUAGACGAGUCGCGAGUAUUGGCAGAGCCCUAUGCUAUGAUGCUUAUCCGAGGGUUUACGAAGGCUGCUAUGAAUCUUUUGAACGUUUUGGAAAAUUCAGUCCUCGAGGUCGAGGUCGAUCUCAAUCGGAGGAGGCUUCGAGAGUGCACAAAAGUUCUUUGGUACCUUGGCAAAAAGUCUUCCAUGGCGAGGCAAAUUGCAGAGGUUCUCCAUGGGAUUUGCCGAUCCUUCCAAGAGCCCGACGGAAACCAAACCGGGUGGUCGGACUCAUGGUUUGGUCAUGAUAUCUCAGUCUUUUGA
Messenger RNA from Penicillium chermesinum, 1977 nucleotides. RefSeq lists its product as uncharacterized. NCBI's taxonomy places the organism in Eukaryota, Fungi, Ascomycota, Eurotiomycetes, Eurotiales, Aspergillaceae. The coding region runs from base 1 to 1977 and encodes 658 amino acids. The record is from RefSeq and is a predicted model, not a curated record. The transcript has a single exon.